AUGGAGAUGGAAGUCGAAGAGGAGAUGGGUUUACAGAACAUAGAAGGACUCGAGGUUCUCUACGGGACCAAUACCAUUUGUAUCGACUCCCCGAUUCUCCUCAACGGUCUUCAGGAUAUUUUAUCGCCCGAAAAGCUCUCGCUCAUGACUUCCCUGGAAAUCACAGUCACUCACAUACUUCAUCCGGCUUACUUCUUCGAGGGACUUUACGACGAUUCUCGUCUGGAACAGGGGACUAUCUUAUUUCCAUCAAUGAGACAGUUACAUUUCGUCAUUGACCAUCAUGAGCGUAGUUCUGUGUAUUAUCAUUAUAAGGUCGUCAACUACACCAUUUUGUACGCCUUGGUGAAACUGCUGGUGCUUCCGGGAACCGAGGUCAUCAUUUCGUGCGGCGACAAGCGGGAAUACUUGGUUUAUUGCGAACGUCCAUAUGGGGAUGGUUGGGCCUAG
Messenger RNA from Clonostachys byssicola, 450 nucleotides. NCBI's taxonomy places the organism in Eukaryota, Fungi, Ascomycota, Sordariomycetes, Hypocreales, Bionectriaceae. The record is from the annotation of a GenBank genome assembly.